AUGGCUUCAUUUAUGGAUCUCUCACUCGAUACGAGGCACAGAAUUUAUGCGUACCUGCAUUUGUUUCGUUUGUGUCCGAUCGAGUUCAACCGUCCAGAGGUAUACCACCCGCCAGACGAAUCUUCUUCUUCUGCUUCACCAGGCUGGUAUCUCUGCUCUACGAUACCGAUGAAGUGCUUGUACAUCGCUCGAAAAUACGGUGGUAAGAGUACCCCAUCGGUAUCUCCAGACAUACCGGACUGCCAAUGCCCAAAGUUGCCGCUCCUACGACUUCUACUGGUCUCUCGAACAUUUUACCAUGAUAUUUUCAAGGCCUUUUAUUCACGUAAUCGUUUCGCGGUUCGGAUCUACGAUGCCCGGGGGUUUGAGUCUUUUCAUGUGGGCCGGCAUAUUCAAGGUACUCUCACUUCCCUCUUGGUUCGACUCAACUGCUGGCCGUGCCCACGGGGACAUGAAGAAGCAGGGGGCGAUGGCCUUCAAUGUGGGAUUUGCAAAUUUGAUUCCACAAAUGCAGAUCCUGCUAUGGAUAUCACAUCUCGAGCUGGUGAUGAUCUUGUCCACUGGUGGCGGUGGUUCGCUAAGGGUCUUGAAUCAUCAAUUAUGUCUAAGCAUUUGAAUCUCACGCUCGUCUGCGACGUCGUAGACAGAGCAUCUGGCAUGGCUGUUGUUGAGCCACUAUUGACCUUGGCGACAUUGAAAGGAUGUACUAUUCGACUAGGCAGAGGUUCCAAUGAUGAGUUAUCUCGACUAGCCGAAGAAUACUCUCUUCGUGCACAAGCUCUCUUCAUCAAAACACCAGGAACGUUCCCCUUCCAGCGUCUGCCUGAAGAGUUACGUCUUCUGAUUCUCAGUUAUACACAUCUUGGCGACCACUAUUUGUAUUCCCGGGACAGCCAUCUCCUGAAAAUCGUGAACAAUGAGCUUGUCAAUAAAAUCACAACCUGCUGUCGAAAGUGUACGCCCACUCGGAUCGAUUGUUGCUGUUCUUCGACUCGCGCAGCUUACUCCUCAACUUGCGAGUGUCGUCACAUUCCAUUCGCCCUCUUACUCGUUAGCAAACAAAUGAGAGCAGAUACAAUCAGGGUCUUACAUUCACAGAAUGCCUUCGAGUUUCUCCAAGAUCCAAUAGAGACUAUUCAUUUCCUACAGAAAUUCCCACAAGAAACAUUAAAACACAUCCGACGGAUACACUUCCACUUUUCCGAAACCGAAAUCAAUAACUGGACAAAACGUAGCUACAACAACAAACUCACCCAACUAAUCCAAUGCAUCAAGCAAAAUCUCAACACCACCCACCUUUCCAUCACCGUCAUCCUCGAAACCUUCGACACUGGCGGCUACGCAGAGGACGAUGAGGACUUGCAACUCCUGUACGACAUCUACCGUGAUAUCACACGGGCUUUUCGUCUGCUGAACGAACUAGAGGAUAUUCAGUUUGACGUUGGUUGGUUUAUUUAUCUGGAGCCGAUUAUGAGGAGGGCGGUUUUGGGAAGAGCGGUUCUGAUGGGGUUGUUGAAAUUGAAAUGGUCAUAUCCUGAGGGUGACCCGCCGGGAUGUUUUAGGUUGCCGGUGUGGUAUAGAAGGGGGAUUUUACGAGGUGUUGAGGGGGCGAUUGAGAAGGAGGUUGGCGAUGUGGAAGAGUUUCUUUCUUGGUGUUGA
Molecule: messenger RNA, 1659 nt
Organism: Hymenoscyphus albidus
Lineage: Eukaryota; Fungi; Ascomycota; Leotiomycetes; Helotiales; Helotiaceae
Source: the annotation of a GenBank genome assembly